AUGCAGGUCGUGUGCGACUUUGCGCACCUGAAGAUGCUGCACGGGACGGUGUCCAUUGGGAAGAUCAUCUACACAAAUCUGAAGCAGCUAGCGAAAAACCAAAACUACCGCUUCGAUGAAGAAAUAGAAAAUUUCUCCAAAAUGAGAGAAAAAAUAAUAACGGUGCAAAAUAAAGGGGUUAACGCAAAUUUGUUAAAAAUGUACAAGGAGUAUUUAUUUUACUUUGAGACAUUUCGAAAAAAAAAUUUAUUAAAGGAGAAAAAGAAAUUGCUCUGGACCAACGACGCAUUUGAUGAGUAUAAAAGAGUGGAGUACGAAUUUGAGCAGGAACAUAUUUUAAUUAUAUUUAACAUUGGCCUUGUAGCAGCAACUAUGUUAAAAAUGAAAAAGAAUUCCGAUGAUGUGAAAAUGUUGAAUAGAAUGUCCAAGGACGUGGUAGAGAUAUUUAAUUAUUUAUUUGUUAAUAUGAAUGAGGAUAAAAUUCCACAACUACCAGAUAUAAACUGUUUAACUUGUUACCUGUUUUUGUGUAUAUCUUUGGCGUAUCAUGAGAAUAUGUUUUACAAUACAGCUCUGGCUAAGAAAUACAAGCGCAACUUAUUAGCAAAGCUGUCUUUCAAUAUACAUUGUCAUUUUAAGAAUGCAUUGCUUUGUUUGGAGGGGAAGGAUUUGCAUUUAUUUUUUAAGAACCCCUCGAGAAUAUCACCAUCGUCGUCAUCCUCUUCAGAAAUAAGGUCAAAUCUGCAACAUGUAAGAAGCAGUAACAGUGUAUUCUACAAUUUUGUGAAAGUGAAUAAAAUGAUUUUUAUUUGUAUUAGCAAUUUCCACACGGCUUUGAAGUACGCCACUGUACUACAUGCUGAGAGCUCAGAGGAUAAUAUAAAAAUUGAAAAAUACGAUGUGGAAAAAAUUGGAGAAAUUAUAUGUCGACUUAAGUACAGCCAGGAGAAUGUUCACAAAUGUGUAGAGCUGUGCAAGAAAUACAAUUUUAAUAUUAAUCUGACCUCCUUGAGGGAGAAAAUUCAAACAGCCAUAGAAUAUUUUGAGUAUGAAAAUAGGAACAUAUAUUUUGAGGUUAUACCUAGUUAUGAAAGUCUGAGUGAAAUAAAAGGAACUUCUGAAGUGAUUAAACUGAAGGACAUAGAUGUGUCUUCCAUUUACAUCAAGGGGGAAAAUAUUUCUUGCAGCUUGAAAUUAUUAUUUAAUGAAAAGGCAGAGCUAGUUUAUAACCUCUACAAUAAUGAAGCCACUUCGGUGUAUAAUACUUUUUACAAACAAUUUGUGACUCUACAAGAUCAGUACAAAUUAAUCAAUUUGAGUUACCGGAAAAAUGUACUCCUAACCCUACACAAUAUUAUCAUCAACACGUAUAAUAAAAUUACUAACGUGUAUAAACCUAGUCAUUUUGAGAAUAACUUAAAUUUUUUACAAAACAUGGAACAGAAUUUAAAGGAAAUUUUAACUCAAGUGGAGAAUAGCCUCACAGCAGAACAUACAAACCAUGUAGAAUUUCAGAGGAAAUUUUUAAACGUAGGCAUUAAUCAAGAAUCUGUUAAUUCCUAUAAUUCCUUUUUAUAUCAUUUGAAUAUUUUUAAAAAGUCAUUAGAAGAAAUUCAUUCAAGUGUAGAAUCGUUUAGAAAAUUUCUCCACGACCAUCAGAUGCACUUUCAAAUUUGCCAAAUGGAUGUUUCAACAUUUGCCAAGUACAUCGUUGACGAUUUGAAUACAUGCACAGAUGUAAAAAUUGAAUCCUUAGACCAUGAGUAUUGUUACUAUAAGAAUUUGCUAUCUGAUGAUAAAGAAAAUGAAACAAACUCUGUUAGUAGCAUUGGGGAUUUGUCGGAGGUGUCUAGUACGACCUCACCAUCUUUGAAUUACUUUGACUUCCAUGCCUUCCUUAAAAACCAGAAUUUGACUUAUGGAACACAGAAUAGCCAUGGGGCUAGCGAGAAGAACCUCUUUCACUAUGAUGUUGUGAAUAAUUAUAUCAAUGUGCACUCGGAGGAGAAGCUCUUCUUCAUCAUCCUCGCCAUUUACUUUUCGCUCAGCAUACAACUAACCGCGUUUGGCGCCGACCUGGAGGAGCUCAAGGGCAGCAUGCAUGAUGUCUUCCUCAACUCCAUCUCGGAGGAGCGCGACGAGGACAAGCUGAACGACCUGCUGCAGAAGCAGAAAGCAGCCCUCAGCACCAAGAAAGACAAACUGGAGGAGAACGUUGCGUCCUUCGAAAAAAACCUCAACCAGUUCUAUGACCACUAUCAUGAGUACAACAAGUUAGAUUACUUUAAGACGAUCGAGGACCUGAACACGUUCAGCAACAACCUCAUGGGGACCGUCGAGAGGCUAAACGAAAUGAACAAGAAGCAUUCCUACACGCUCAAGAACUCCCUUGUGUUUAAGGACGACAUAAACAGAUAUAUAUACAUGCGCGAAAGCGAGCGGUCCACUAUUAGAGUGCAGCAAGUUCCAAAUGGCUACUCCCGAAACAUCCCCAACAGGCAGGAGCACUUUUACUGA
Molecule: messenger RNA, 2517 nt
Organism: Plasmodium fragile
Lineage: Eukaryota; Apicomplexa; Aconoidasida; Haemosporida; Plasmodiidae
Exons: 5
Coding region: 1-2517 (838 amino acids)
Source: RefSeq, a predicted model, not a curated record